AUGCCUGAUAAAUUCACUUUGUACUGGCUCGAUGAGUCCAGAGCCCAUCGUAUUAUGUGGAUGUUGGAGUUGCUUGGGCUUGAGUAUGAAGUUGAUGUUCAUCUUCGCCACCCAGAAACUUGGAGAGGCCCAGCAGAAUUGUUCAAUGUUCACCCCUUGGGAAAGGCCCCGGUUCUAGAGAUCAAAUUUGCCGAUGGCCGACCAAAUCUUCAGUUAGCAGAAACCGGGUUGAUUAUGCAAUAUCUAUUGAGACACUAUGAUCCAUCGUUUAUUCUCACACCCAAAAGAGAGGAUGAGCAACUUAUGGUUGACUAUUUUAUCCACUACUCAGAAGGAACACUCCAGCCAAUAUUGAUGGCUAUGCUAAUAAAUACCACAGCAAAGCGAGUCGCACCCAUUGGACUAAAGACAGUGGCCAAAUUAGUGACUAAGGGUUUAAAUAAUGGCUACUACAUUCACGAAUUCAAAUUAAAUUUGGAAUACUUAAACGCUCGCCUUCGUGAAGAGGGUACUGGCUAUUUUGUUGCAGGGAAGCUCACUGCAGCAGAUAUCAUGUUGAGUUUUCCGGUUUAUGAGAACUUAUUCGACAAUGAGGCAGGUGUGAAGGAAUGCUCAGGUGAAACAGACCUAUACAGAAAAUACCCACUAUUGGGUGCCUGGUGUGACAAGGUGAAAAACGACCCAAUCUACUCGAGAAUUACCACCGUGAUGAGAAGAAAAGUGGAGGAGAUUCGCCAUGAACAACGAAGACGAUAA
This is a messenger RNA of Clavispora lusitaniae ATCC 42720, 756 nucleotides long. RefSeq names its product glutathione S-transferase family protein. The record is from RefSeq and is a predicted model, not a curated record. Lineage: Eukaryota; Fungi; Ascomycota; Pichiomycetes; Serinales; Metschnikowiaceae.